UCACUGAGACUCUAUGACACAGUUAGAUGGACUCAGUACCUACAGGUGUUAGUUGCCUAGCUACAUGUUGUUAUACAUUAUUAAAUAGCAUUCAGUGAUUGAUGAUACAAUAAAUUUGUGGAUACUGUGAGUGUCUAAGUUCCAGGAAAGUACACAACUAAAGGGAAAUGGACUUUAAAUUACAUUAAGGAUCGAAAAAGAGUAUACUACAGUUCUGCUGCAAUGGCCACUACCACCCAGGCCUUGCUCACCUCGCCACCUUAUGUUCCACCUCACUUUGCCAGUGACAGUGACGAUGACAUAAGUUCACCUCAAUCAACGCCUCUUCAUAUAGGCAACACGAACAAUAACAACAACAAUGAAGAAGAGAAAAAGAAAAAAAGGAAAAAGGAAAAGAAGGAAAAGAAGGAAAAGAAAGAAAAAAAGGAGAAGGAGAAGAAGGAGGAGGAAGAAAAAGAAAAAGAAAAGGAGAAAGAAAAAGAAAAAGAAAAAGAAAAGGAGAAAGAAAAAGAAAAAGAGAAAGACAAGAGCAAGGACAAAGAUAAGCCAGCAGAAAUAUUUGUCAUUAAUCCUGCUGGAAAUUUGUAUUACAACUGGCUGUUUAUCAUUACGCUACCAGUGAUGUAUAAUUGGACCAUGAUCAUAGCCAGGGCUUGCUUUGAGGAGUUGCAGCAUGACUACAUAAUUUACUGGGUUAUUCUGGACUACACCUCAGACCUUAUCUACCUGGCUGAUAUGUACUUCAGGGCCAGAACAGGUUACCUUGAACAAGGCCUACUAGUGAAAGAUAAGAAGCUGCUUUUAGAUCGAUACAUCAGCAGCUUUCAGUUUCGUCUCGAUGUUCUCUCCAUGCUGCCCACUGACAUCUUCUACUUCGUCCUUGGCAUCGACUACCCAGAGAUCCGCAUAAACAAGCUUCUGAGGAUUGGGCGCAUGAUGGAGUUCUUUACCAAAACAGAGACUAAAACCAACUACCCCAACAUCUUCCGUAUUGCAAACCUUAUCAUGUACAUCCUUAUUAUCAUCCACUGGAAUGCCUGCUGGUAUUUCUCUUUUUCCAAAUCUAUUGGAUUUGGUGCUGAUGACUGGGUUUACCCUGCUCUGGAUGAUCCUGAGGAGCCUGAGUUUGGACAGCCCAUGAGGAAGUAUGCUUUCAGCCUGUACUGGUCCACACUGACUCUGACAACUAUUGGAGAAACCCCACCACCAGCUUUGGACUCAGAAUUUCUCUUCCAUGUUGUGGACUUUUUAGUUGGAGUCCUAAUCUUUGCCACCAUUGUGGGAAACAUUGCCACCAUGAUCUCCAACAUGAAUGCCGCCCAAGCCCAGUUCCAGGCCCGCAUUGACAACAUUAAGCAGUACAUGCAGGUUCGAAAGGUUAGUAAGGACCUAGAGUUGCGAGUCAUCAAGUGGUUUGACUAUCUGUGGAAUAAUGGCAAGGCACAGGAUGAAAGAGAAGUGCUGAGGUAUCUCCCAGACAAGCUAAAAGCAGAAAUAGCCAUCCAAGUCCACAUGGAGACACUAAAGAAAGUUCGGAUUUUUGCAGACUGUGAGGCAGGCCUGCUGAUUGAGCUGGUGCUCAAACUCCGGCCACAGGUGUUCAGCCCUGGAGAUUACAUCUGUAAGAAAGGCGACAUUGGUCGUGAGAUGUAUAUUAUCAAAGAUGGAAAACUGGCAGUCGUUGCCGAUGAUGGUGUGACACAAUUUGUUGUACUCGGAAGCGGCAGCUAUUUUGGUGAGAUUAGUAUUCUUAAUAUUAAAGGUAGCAAAGCGGGUAACAGGCGGACCGCCAACAUUCGCAGCAUUGGAUACUCAGAGCUCUUCUGCCUUUCCAAGGAUGACCUGAUGGAAUCACUGUCAGAGUAUCCAGAUGCCAAAGGCAUGCUUGAGGAUAAGGGUCGGCAGAUCCUGAUGAAAGAUGGUCUUAUAGACUUGGAUCCAGCUAACAUCAAACCUGAGCAAAAAGAGCUGGAGGAGAAGGUAAACAAAUUGUAUGGUACCAUGGAGCUGAUGCAGGUCAAGCUGAAGAAGAUCUUACGAAAUUACGAAAAUGCAGACAAAGCUCUAAAACAUCGUAUUAUAGAUCUUGAGCGUUUAACUGGAGAGGAGGUAGAAGAAGAUGAGGAAGAAGGAGAAGAUAAAAAGGAAGAGAAAGAGGGGGGUGGGGAGAAAAGGGAAGAUGAAAAGGUAGAAGAAGAGAAAAAGGAAGAAGGGGAAAAGGAAGAAGAGGAAAAAGUAGAAGAAGAGAAAAAGAAAGAAGGGGAAAAAAUUGAGAUGACAGAAGAAGAUGAAGAAAAGCAGGAAGAGGAAAAAACAGAUGAAGGAGGAGAUGAAGAAAGAAAGGAUGAAGACACCAAAGAAGAGAAGGAAGAACAGAAAAAAUAAACAAUAAUUUAUGUAAUGCACCAAGCUCUUUUUUUAUGUAGCUACAAUAGAAUGCUUAUCAUAAUGAAGUGGACUUUGUACUUUAAUGAUUCAGUAAUAAUAUAAAAGACAACAUAUGAAACACUACAGAUGGACUGAAAUACCUACUCUAAGUUGUCCUUAAAAGGUGUUGCUAUUCUAUAUGUGUAAUAAAAUUAACGUAUUAUACAAAAUCUUUUCCCAUUUUUAUAUUCUCAUUCAAUUAAACAUUGGGCAGACAAACACACUAUGAGCAACAAUACUCGGGUAGGUCUGUAGCACUAAAAGACACUUGUUUGGUGCUAAGGGGCUCAAAGUGUCAAAUUUUGACCCUACCAUCUAAAUGUUGGAUAAGAAAUUGAGACAUAUUAGAUCAGGAAACAUUUUUACAAUCUUCUAUUGUCCAAAUUUGUUGAGCUGUGUAAAUUGUAACAUCAGUUUCCUGUUCUUAGCAGACAUGAGUUGCGCCUUUUUGCGGUCUUCUGCUGUUUUAGCCCAUCUGGUUUGGGCUAAAACAGCAGAUGCUCCUCUGCAUACCUUCACUGUAAUGAGUGGUUAUUUUAGUCACUGUUAUCUUCCUAACAACCUGAAGCAGCAGGGGCAACAUAUUUUUGCCCAGAGAACUGCGGCUCACUAGAUAUUUUCUUUUUUUCUUCCCCAUCCUAAAGCUCUGUUUGAGCUUCAUCUUUGGUCAUCUUGACCAUAUCAACAUGACUAAAUGUUUUGUGUUUUUGCCACAUUGAUGGGUGAUGAAAUAUUUGCUUUAACAAGUUGUUCAGCAGCUCUUCCCAAGAGAACAACUGAUGAGAGUAUCUGUUUGCUUGGGGAUGGUAACUGAUAAGAAUUUAAUUAUUCCGAUUGCAUCACUGAUUCAAUUCCUUAUUGAUUCUCAUUGGGUUCUCAUUGACUCUGCCUUGAGAUUUACCAUCAUCACAAGCCAACAUAUCAAAGGUAUUACACUGAUCCAAAUUAUUUGUGUGCUGUGUGGUCAAAUGUUUGUGCAUGUUGGAAGUAUUUCCGCUCUUUGCUGUGAUUGAUGUUGGGGUCAUUACUCAAAAAAACAUAUUACACAUUUUUCUGUAAUGAAGUACACUUAAUUACAUACUUAAUUACUUCCAGGCAAAAAUAAUUUGUUACAUUUAGUAAAUGAUUGUCUUGACACGAAACACAUUGUCUUAUAUUUACCAUUUAACAAUAUAAAACCAAUAGGCUACAUUCUCAUACACCAACACAAAUCCCUAUCCUGUGGACACACAUAUGAUCUUUCCUUUAGUAUUUAGGGAUAAUAAAAAAAAGGCAACAGCACAAACAAAAGAUCAAUACCACCAAAAAGAAACUUUAAAGUGAUCACCAAUGUCAUAUUACUUUAGAAACAUGAACAGGUAGAAACAGUCCAGCAACCAGACCCUGAACUUUACAAGCUGAAGUUCAGGGUCUGGUUGCUGGGCUGGGCUCAGCUUUAACAUCACUUUGGCUAGCGUUAGCAUGCUUUCUAUGCAGAUGCUUGCAAAGAGCUAACGUUUUUUUUUUGGGGGGGGGGGUUGCAGCAUAAUGCAGCUAUUUCUGUCAUGGAUGCAGUUUCCACUUAACCAUCGUGCUCUCGUCCAUUUGUGCAAUAAAAAUAAAAGCAAUUGUCAUAUCCACGCUGCAGACUGCGCCACUAUUUUCCUCCUCCAGCACAUAAACUAUAAUCAGCUGGUUGUAGCACAAGUGCAAGUAGAAGCAAUAAGCAAAGUCCAUAGGCAAGCUGUCUAACAAUUCCAAGUAGUGACGACAUGAAUCAUAAAUAGGUCAAACAAAAAGGGAAAACUGACUUUAAGAGGCAUUAAAAAAAAUCUAUGAACUGUUUCAUUAAAAAAAAAACAAUCUGAAAAAUGCAAUAUAGCCUUUAAUCCAAAUAUUAGGAAAGCUUUUCAUAUUUGGCUUUGGACAAACCCACAAGUUGGGCACACUAGUUCAGCUCAUUAGUUCCCAUGCAUGGGUUGAUGAGUUCAAACUGAGAGGCUGUCAUACAUAAGUGUGUAUAAAUAGAGGCCCAGGCACUGGCCCUUUUUGAUGGAGUCACAAACUUAAAAAUUCUGGAACCUCAAGUGAAAUCUCUUUCAUAUAAAUGAUUUGAGGCUAAUUUAAAACUAUCAUUCAAUGACCUGAAAUGGUGUAUGACUUUGCUAAUAGCACUAGGAAUGAUAAUUAAAACUGUUAUUUGCAGAGAGAGGAAUCAUGGUUUAAUAAUGGCCAACAUGGCUCAGUUUUUUUCAGUUCUUUGUUUAAUGUUUCUUGUGGGGAGGGAAACAGAACAAACAACCCAAUAUCAUGGCAAAGAGUGUAUCAGACAUGCCACUUCAGUGUGUACAUGUCACACUUUGCCUUUCCAAAGCUUGAAAUGAACAUACAUGCAGAAGUUGCACUUCCAGCAGGAGGAGGUAAUAUAUUUAAAGCCAACAAGUUAGUAGUGACCAAGGAACCUAAGUGACCCUAUGCAUUGCCAAGAAAACGGUCCUCCUUAACUGGAAAAAUAAAAAUAAUCUUAAUUCUAAUCAAUAUAAAAACCAUCUAAUAGAUCACAUUAGUCUUGAUACAGCCUCUGCCACCACAUUUGAUCAAUCCCUUUGGGCUCCUUUGAUCGGCUCCGUCACCUAGAGGGGGUGGGGGGUCAUGGUUUGGUCCUGCCUUCGCUAUUGUGGUUGAUGUGGAGGUUGGGACGGGCUUAGGGCGCCUGGAGAACCCCUAGAGACGUUAUCCCUGGAGGGCUCAACCCGGGGGGUUGUGGUCAUAACCUGGUUAGUGGCUCUGGUCGCUCUUAGAGGGUGUUCUCCUCGUGGCUGCGUGCAGCGGGGCUGGGGGAUGGUCUGUACUGGCGGACGUAGGUUACUGGCCUGGUAGCCUGGCUGCCCAUGAGUGGAUCCGGGGCAGGCGUGGGGGCUUGGGGUUCGGGGGUGCUUCGUCUCCGUGAUGGGGCUCUGGCUGGGCCUUGGGGGCUUCGGUCCUCGUCGGUGUGUCACCGAGGUUGUGGGCGGGUGGGUGCACGGGGGCUCAGCCCUGGCGCAGGGGGCCUCUGGUGCAUCGGCCUAACUGGGGGGCUCUUCAACUGGCAGGGAGGUUGUUCCAUCCUUGCAGAAGUCCACUCUGCAGGUGGGGGAGAGACAUAGGAGAGGUGGAGAAUAAACCUAACCUGGGUGUCUGUUGUCUUGUGUAGUCUGGAGAUGAUUGAAUGUUGGGGUGGGUACAGUUUCUUCUGCGGUGGCUUCCCCAGGUCCUGUGGGGCUUGGCGGUGCUGCUGCCGUAGGCCCCGGUCUGGAUGGGCCUGGGCUCCCUUGCCUUGGUGGGUACCAGAGGACGGGGGUGCCUACUGGGGUCAGCGGGGGAGCUGGCCCUAAGGAGGGGCAUCUUGCCCCUCCCUUCUUUUCCUCCCCAUCCCCGGCUGCCUCCCUCUUCCCGCUCCACCACACCCACCCACACAGGUAGGGCCUUGGGGUGCGGGUGUGUCACCAGGGUGCAGGGGAGGCAUUCCCCCCCCUCUGUCCCCUUCUGGCCACCUGUGCCUCAAUUUUAUUCCACAACUUAGACAUCUACAUUAUUCACACUCUCAUAACACACACAUAUAUAUAGGGCCUUGAGGGUGACCACGUUAACGGCGUCCAGUGGACGGUCUGUGUAUUCAACCCUACCUCUGGCGCCGGUGCCCACCUCUCAAUUUUAAAUCCAUGUAGACAUUGAGGGUUCUCGGGAGGGGCCGUGCUAACACCUGCUGCUCUCUGGCAGCAGCACCAUGCCCUCCCUUGUUUUAAAUGCACUUUAGGACAACACGCAGCAACACUACACAUGAGCGGGAGGAGGGAGGUAUGGGGUCUUCACACACCCCCGUUCUCUACUAGCCAUCGGGGCGGGGGACUGGGAGGAGGUGUUGGCUGUCCGAUUGGCCUCCCUGCUGCUGCGGAGCCUGGGGCGGUCUGCUUGCCUCCACCCCGGGGGAAAGGGUCACAUCUCUUGGGUCUGGGUGCCGUUUCCCCCUCUGGGGGUGAGGGUACCUGGACCCGGGGUAUAGAGUAUGUUUGGGGAGUAUGAUUGUGUGUACAUGUCCAUGUAUGUCUAUCCCUACGUUGGGUGAGUGCUGAGUGUUUGUAUAUGUGUGCAUGAGGGUGGGAAAGCAUGUUUGUGUCUGUGUGUGCCUGUUUGUCUGUGUCUAUAUGUCAGGUCGGGUCUUAGACUCCACCUCCCUUGGAACUCCCAGGCCCUCCAAAGUGUGGAGGCCUAUCUCCCCUCACCGCACUCCCUGCCGGUAACUGAUGCCCUCAGGGGUUGGUGCAUUGGUGGUUCUUGGUGUCCGGGGCUGGGCGCUCAGGUAUGCACCAGCUCACUCCCGGUGGCUACUUGGCAGGGCCUGGUGCCUGUCGCUCGGUCAGGCCUCUUCCGGGGCAAAGCGGGCCCUCGGGCCUCCGGCCUCGGGGCCUGCAACUCGGUUCACUCUGGCACAGCUGGCUGCCGGCAGAGCCGGCGGGCACGCCGGUGCAGCCCCCUCUGGCUUCUGCUCCGUGGCUACUGGGUGACCCCUCGUCUGGGGAUCUCCUCAGCCCUCCCCAGGAGGGUGGCACGGAUGCCCCUCCGGUGGUCCUCCUUGGGCUCUCGCACUCUGGGGCCUCUGGAUGUCUGGAGCCUGGAUCUCCUUCAUGCCUGCUUCAUGCCCUGGGGGACGGGGCUAUGGCCCUCCACACCCUCUAGCAGACCAUUACAUGGAGAAACCUUUUGUAUACAAGCGCGCUGAUCCACACAGGUGUGCACACGGGUGUUCACUGUUCGUAGACAUAAACUACACCUUUCUUAGCUGCUACUUCAAAGCACAUUGUGCGCUGUCUGUCCUGCGUGCUGCACAACAACAUUCAAUAUUUAGUAUUUACUGCUGUUCACACUUAGCUAGAUUAACGUGAUGGUGUUGUGUUUAGUAUGUUGCUUUGUUUUGGGUUUUUUUGCUUGUUUUCUCUUCUUUUUCUCUCAACAGGUGAUCCAGGAGAUUUUUUUUUCUUUGUCUUUGUAAGUGCCCUUUCUCACUGUCCCUUUUCCCUUCUGUUUUUCUUAAAUUAAAAAAAAAGAAAAAAAAAAGUAGUGACCAAGGAAGGUAUGAAGUACAUUCCAGGGUCCUCUUACAAAUGAUUAGGAUAGGUGGUCUGUAUGUAUUUACAUGUAAAUGUGUUAGUAAUGUCUCUUCGACAUAAAAUAUCUCCCUCUUUUGGUACUGUAGCUUACUGGAACUUCUGCAUGCAGGUCCAUUUCACACUUUGGAGAGGCAAAGCGAUACAUACACACAUUGGACUGGCACGUUACAUUAUGUAACCCUGGUGAGAUUUACAGCAAUCAAAAGUACAGGGUUCUUUGAAUGCAUCGUACUUCUCGUCUGAUAGUUUAAUUUCCGGGCUUGCCCUGAAGGCAUCACCUGCAGCUCGGUGCGCGUGAAGGUGUGGUGUAGAGGAACAAAGACGGCAAGGAAAAACUCCAUGCUGCCGCGAAGCACGGUUUUCCAGUUGAAAGAGAGAAAAGAGGUUCCAUUAACAUUUGUGAGAGAGCUGCCGUUAGCGGUGAACCACAGACGGGUACCUACCUCGAAGGAGUCGGAGUGUUUCUUCGAACUUUUUGAACUAUUCUGGUGAGUUAGCCUAGCUCACUUAGCACCGCUAUUGCAGUUCAAUGCACUAAAAAAAAUAACUAACCAGUCAGAAUAGUAGUGAAUGAUGUUUAAGAUGUGUUUUCAUAGUAUUGUGAUGUUGUGACAGUUUUGUUUAUUAUGAGUGUUUAGUGUUUUUUCCUCUCUUGGGCCUGCUAGUUCAGCCGCGGCCAGCUAAGUGGUUAUGCGCAGUUCACGUGCAAUAGCUGUGCUGUAGCUGUAACUGCGGGUGAUGAGCAGUAAUGCCAGUGUAUUUACUUUUAAUGUGUCACAAGAUGCAAAUUUAUUUUAAUAUUUAAAAAGAACCAAGGACAUUAGGAAUAAGGACAUUUAAGGAAUGUGGACAUCUAACAUUCUGCAUGUUUGUGUGCAGACUGGUUUUUUUUUGAGGGACAAUUCCAUGUGUGCCGAGUGAGGAGCUGGUAUCGUGGAUCUAAGACACUGUUGCUGCUGUGGAGGCCUUCUGUGUGUCAGGACGCCGACAAGUUGAUGCCUGCCGUACCAGGAGGGCGGUAGGAAUAAAAAACAAAAGGAAGUCCACCUGAGAGAUACCUUAUCAUUUUCUUUUGCUACUUUUUUCUUCGCCUGGAACUCAGGUUGUUUUUUGUUCUCAAACCCAAAUAAACUGGUAACUAAAUGAAACUGACAUCAUAAAAACUGACGGUUGACAACCAGUAAAAGUCUAGUGGUACCACAUUUUCUUUUCUUUUUCCCUUUCUUUGGGGUGUUGAAAUAUUGUGUUUUCUUUCUUGUCUUACAUCUGUUUUGAUUGUUUCAAUUAUUUUGUGAUGCAUCUGAGAUGUUUACUGCAUUUGGAGGUAUCCCUACAUUGAGAAUGAGCAAAGGGAACUGAUCCAAAAGAAAUAUAUAUAAAGCAAACUUUGUUUCACAAA
Messenger RNA from Pelmatolapia mariae (spotted tilapia), 8952 nucleotides. RefSeq names its product cyclic nucleotide gated channel subunit alpha 1a (gene cnga1a). NCBI's taxonomy places the organism in Eukaryota, Metazoa, Chordata, Actinopteri, Cichliformes, Cichlidae. Gene Ontology annotation, molecular function: intracellularly cGMP-activated cation channel activity; voltage-gated potassium channel activity; intracellularly cAMP-activated cation channel activity. Bases 223 to 2385 code for a protein of 720 amino acids. Gene Ontology annotation, biological process: monoatomic cation transmembrane transport; potassium ion transport. The record is from RefSeq and is a predicted model, not a curated record. The transcript is spliced from 9 exons. Gene Ontology annotation, cellular component: intracellular cyclic nucleotide activated cation channel complex; plasma membrane.